Molecule: messenger RNA, 804 nt
Organism: Plenodomus lingam JN3
Lineage: Eukaryota; Fungi; Ascomycota; Dothideomycetes; Pleosporales; Leptosphaeriaceae
Source: RefSeq, a predicted model, not a curated record
AUGAAACCCCACCACCUCCUCCUCUCCUUCCUCGCAGCCACCACAGUAACAGCACACUACACCUUCCCCGAACUCAUCGUCAAUGGCAAAAAAACCGGUCUCUGGACCUAUGUCCGCAAGACUGCAAACUAUCAAUCCAACGGCCCUAUAACAGACAUCUCGUCUCCUUCUAUCCGCUGCUACGAGCUCUCCCCCGGCACACCCUCGAAAACCUACAACGUCAGUGCGGGCGAUGACGUCGGCUUCACGGCCGCGAGUUCCAUUUCGCACCCGGGGCCCUUGCAGUUUUACAUGGCUAAAGCGCCGGAGGGCCAGACGGCGGCGACGUUUGAUGGGAGCGGCAAGGUGUGGUUUAAGGUGUACAGUCAGGGUGCGACGUUUAGUCCGGGUGGGGGGAUGGCGUUUGCUAGUAGUGGUGUAAACGUCAUACCCUUUGCAACACCAACUUCUCCCAAACCCCUACACUACCACAGAAACCACGCUUCUAACCCCCACCCCUCCCAACCAGGAAAAUCCCAACUCACAAUCUCACUCCCCGCCUCCCUCCCCUCGGGCGACUACCUCCUGCGCAUCGAGCACAUAGCCCUACACAGCGCCUCCAGCCGCGGCGGCGCCCAAUUCUACAUUUCGUGUGCGCAGUUGACGGUGCAGAACGGUAGUGGUGGUGGGCAGUUGCCGCCGCCAGACCAAAUGGUUGCUUUUCCCGGCGCGUAUGAGGCGAGCGAUCCUGGAAUCUUGGUGAAUAUUUAUUAUCCGGUGCCGACGAGUUAUACGCCGCCGGGGCCGGCGGUGUGGAGCGGGUAG